Molecule: messenger RNA, 249 nt
Organism: Echinostoma caproni
Lineage: Eukaryota; Metazoa; Platyhelminthes; Trematoda; Plagiorchiida; Echinostomatidae
Source: the annotation of a GenBank genome assembly
AUGCGGGAAAUAGUUCACCUUCAAGCUGGUCAAUGUGGGAACCAGAUUGGUGCCAAGUUUUGGGAAGUUAUUUCUGACGAACAUGGUAUCGACCCAACUGGCACUUAUCAUGGUGAUUCCGAUCUACAACUGGAACGAAUCAAUGUGUAUUACAACGAAGCAACCGGUGGUAAAUAUGUCCCGCGAGCCAUUCUCGUCGACUUGGAACCUGGUACUAUGGAUAGCGUACGAGCCGGUCCUUUCGUGCAA